UCCUCCUCCUCUUCCUCCUCCUCCAGCUCUGGAUCUCCUUCAGACUGCUAUAGAUAAAGCAGGUUUCUCAGAUAAGGUGGUGGUUGGAAUGGACGUGGCUGCGUCAGAGUUUUUCCGUCAGGGAAAAUACGACCUGGACUUCAAAUCUCCUCCGGACUCGUCUCGUCACAUCAGUGCAGAGGAACUGGCCGACAUCUACCAGGGCUUCGUCAACAACUACCCAGUGGUGUCCAUCGAGGACCCGUUUGACCAGGACGACUGGGAGGCAUGGUCUCGUCUGACGGCGCAGGUGGGCAUCCAGGUGGUGGGGGACGACCUGACGGUGACCAACCCAAAGAGGAUAGAGAAGGCGGCGGAGGAGCGAGCCUGCAACUGUCUGCUGCUGAAGGUCAACCAGAUCGGAUCUGUCACCGAGGCCAUCCAGGCGUGUAAACUGGCCCAGGCUAACGGCUGGGGGGUGAUGGUCAGCCACCGCUCUGGAGAGACGGAGGACACGUUCAUCGCAGACCUGGUGGUGGGUCUGUGCACCGGACAGAUUAAAACUGGCGCCCCCUGCAGGUCUGAGAGGUUGGCCAAGUACAACCAGCUGAUGAGGAUCGAGGAGGAACUGGGCGACCAGGCUCGCUUCGCUGGACAUAACUUCAGGAACCCCAGCGCCCUGUGAAGCUGCAGACAGACCACUGACCCGCUGACCGACUGACUGACCGACUGACCAAACACACACCGAGCCAUGAUUUAAAAAAAAUAAAAAUCACACAUUCAUGGAAAACAAAAGCAAAAAAAAAUGACAUAAAAGACAAAGUAUUAUGCACUGAGCGGUGGUGGGAGGAGCCACCGUAUGCACACACACACACACACACACACACACACACACACACACACGUACAUGCAGGGGAAUAAAACCAUAGGAUCUGUAAGCCAGACGUGCACUGUUACUGUAGUUUAAAGGAGUCCUACAUGUCCACACGGACAAACUCUGGAUGAACUCAUGUAGAAAUAGUAGAGAUUCAUGUAGAAUAAAGCACCACACUGAAAACACACACACACGCACACACAUGUCCAGCACCGAAACACCACAAAGACACCGAUUCAGGGAUCGAGUGCGACAAACACAAACACCACACCCACACCGACGCUCACCUGGAAAACACCUGUAGCCCCGCCCACUCCCUCCCACCUGCCCCGCCUCUUUUCGUCUCCGUCUCUCGGUUCUUUUUCGAUGUGACUCUGAUUAUUUGUCCGUCAUGCUUGAAAGUCUCGCCUCCAUCCUUAAAAAAAAAGAAAACAACGCAGAAAUGAGUAAAUGCUGAGCCCUGCCCCCCCUUGUCCAAGCCCCGCCCCCUCCCUUCCUCCUCCGUGCUCCUCAGUUCAUCCUGAAUGCCCAUAGAAUAGCAGUGUUGAAAAAGAAUGAAUUAUAAGAAAAUAAACCAAUAAAACGGAACGCUUGUCAUUGAAAAUAUGUGAAAAUAUGUGAAAUAAAAGAUGGUAUUUACAGUUUCAAUCACA
This is a messenger RNA of Sphaeramia orbicularis (orbiculate cardinalfish), 1506 nucleotides long. Its product is annotated as gamma-enolase-like. The annotation marks the transcript as partial. Gene Ontology annotation, cellular component: phosphopyruvate hydratase complex. Gene Ontology annotation, biological process: glycolytic process. Lineage: Eukaryota; Metazoa; Chordata; Actinopteri; Kurtiformes; Apogonidae. Gene Ontology annotation, molecular function: phosphopyruvate hydratase activity; magnesium ion binding. The transcript has 5 exons. The record is from RefSeq and is a predicted model, not a curated record.